UCCUCAGUCUGCCAAGUGACCUGCUGGGCAUCUGUGAGCACAGACUCUGGAGAUGAAGGCCCUGCUCCUGACCUUUGGCCUCAGCCUCCUGGCUACCCUGCGGGCCCAGGCCUUCCCCACCGUGCAAGAGAAUCAGGAUGUAUCAGGAACGUGGUAUUUGAAAGCUACAGCAUGGGACAAGGAGAUCCCUGACAAGAAGCUUGGGUCUGUGUCUGUGACUCCCAUGAACAUCAAGAUCCUGGAAGGGGGCAACCUGCAAGUCAAGUUGACUGUCCUGAUUGCAGGACGGUGCCAGGAGAUGAACACCCUCCUAGAGAAGUCAGAUGAACCUGGCAAAUACACAGCCUAUGGGGGUAAACACGUGCUCUACAUCAUCCCAUCUGCAGUGGAGGACCACUACAUCUUCUACUAUGAGGGCAAAGUGCACAGGCAUCAUUUCCGAAUGGCAAAACUCCUGGGCAGAGACCCUGACAUCAACCAGGAGGCCCUGGAAGAUUUUCAGAAUGCUGUAAGAGCUGGAGGCCUCAACCCAGAGAACAUCUUCAUCCCCAAGCAGACUGAAACCUGCCCUCUAGGAAGCAAUUAGGCAAGAGAUAAGGCACCAGGCCUGCCUGACAGCAUUGUUCUACUCUGCGCAAACCCACUGAGCACAGGACACAGAAGGAGCUCCUGCACUCUCCCUUCUGGUUUCACCCACCCCUUCCCUCUUCCCCCCUCUCUCCUGCUUCUCCAUAAAGAACUUAAUCAUC
Molecule: messenger RNA, 749 nt
Organism: Grammomys surdaster
Lineage: Eukaryota; Metazoa; Chordata; Mammalia; Rodentia; Muridae
Product: von Ebner gland protein 1
Exons: 7
Coding region: 53-586 (177 amino acids)
Molecular function (GO): small molecule binding
Source: RefSeq, a predicted model, not a curated record